AUGAAUUCACACGAUAUCGACGAUAUCCCCGAGCCACCCCGCCGAUUCUCACAUCCAAACCGUCAGGAUUCCUCCGUCACACCAGGCGUCGACAAUCUUGGCCCCUCCUCCGUUGGCGGCGGAAUCAGUGGGAUAGCACUCGGCAUUGCCAACACGCACAGUCGCCAAAGUGGCAUCGACGCGGUGCACGGCGUAAACCAGCACCAAGAUCCAGAGAUGGACACAUACGACAAUUACACUGGUCCUGCUGAACGGUCAUUUCACACUUCGGGUUCAGAGAACCCGUACAUCCCUACCCCGCCAGCUCACGAGAACCCUUUCUACGGCAGUUCAGAGACCUUACGCGGAGGUACAAACUCAUAUGGAUCAGGAAUGGCACUUGGGGAGACUGGCGCGCCGCCUGCUCUUCAAAACAUGAACCGAUCUAGUGCACAUCUGGCUGAGGCAAGACGGAGUUUUCGCGAUGGAUACCCUGUGCCUGGAGCUGGGCCUGCGCCUUAUGCAGGUGGUCUUGGGAUUGAUGGGCCUUAUCAGCGUCAAUCUCACUACAGUACAAGUGGGGUGUCGGGGGAUAUCAAUCCAGAUGACAUCGCGGAUGACGGAGAUGAUGAUGUUAUACCUGCUCAUAGGAAUUUAGUUGGGCCUACAGCGGCGGGUGCUGUUGUAGGUGCGGGAGUCGGUGCAGGUGCUGCUGCCGGAGCUACAGCGUCAAAGGGCGGAUUAUUUGGAGGUUUCUUUGGAUCAGAGAAGAAUGCGAAUGUGGCUUACGACGCCGUGCCUGGAGGUGGAUUGGAAGCUGGACAAGCAGGGAAAAAGAGUUUAGGGAUGGCAGGGAGGAAGAAGAGAGCGUUGAUUGUCGGAGCAGUGCUUGGAUUUAUCAUUCUUGCCGCUAUAGUCGGUGGUGCUGUUGGUGGCACGCUGGGAACGAAGCAUUCGGAUGGAAAAUCGAGUGACAACUCUGCGUCCGGGGAUGAAGACAAAAACGGGGACUUGGAUAUAAAUUCAUCUGAGAUCAAGGCUUUGAUGAAUAACAAGAAUCUGCACAAGGUCUUCCCUGGUAUGGACUAUACACCAUGGGGAGUGCAGUACCCACUAUGUCUCAAGUACCCGCCGUCCCAGAACAAUGUCACCCGCGACUUGGCAGUUUUGUCCCAGUUAACCAAUAACGUCCGUCUAUACGGUACAGACUGCAACCAGACUGAGAUGACAUUGCACGCAAUUGACAAGCUCGAGUUGACCGAUAUGAAAGUCUGGCUUGGAGUAUGGAUCGACUCGAACACAACAACAGUCAAUCGCCAGCUAGACCAACUCUACGAUGUCUUGGAAAAUACCAAAAACACCUCAAUUUUCAACGGAAUCAUCGUGGGCAACGAAGCCCUCUACCGCGCCGGUCCAGAUAUACAAACCGCCGAAACGACCCUCAUAAGCUACAUCAAAGAUGUCCGCAGUAAACUCAAGAAACGCAGUCUGGACAUAAAACUCGCAACCUCUGACCUAGGCGACAACUGGAACGCGCAACUCGUCAACGCCGUGGAUGUAGUAAUGUCGAACGUCCACCCCUUCUUCGCCGGUGUCAACGUCACCGCUGCCGCAGCCUGGACUUGGGAUUUCUGGCAAACGCACGACGUCUCCCUAACACAGGGAACGAACAAGAAACAAAUCAUUUCCGAAGUAGGAUGGCCUAGUGCAGGAGGAAAGGACUGCGGCAGUAGCAAGACUUGUGGACCUGAUAUUCCCGGUUCAGUGGCAAGCAUCGACAACAUGAAUACCUUCAUGUCGGACUGGAUCUGUCAGGCAUUAGAAAACGGAACAGAUUACUUCUGGUUCGAAGCCUUUGACGAACCGUGGAAGAUUGAAUUCAACACCCCCGGUAAAGACUGGGAGGAUAAAUGGGGUUUGAUGGACUCAGCACGCAAGAUCAAACCAGGUCUUAAAAUCCCCGAUUGCGACGGCAAGACAGCUUCAUAA
Penicillium angulare is the source of this 1968-nucleotide messenger RNA. RefSeq lists its product as uncharacterized. NCBI's taxonomy places the organism in Eukaryota, Fungi, Ascomycota, Eurotiomycetes, Eurotiales, Aspergillaceae. Gene Ontology annotation, cellular component: fungal-type cell wall; extracellular region; cell surface. Gene Ontology annotation, biological process: cell wall organization; carbohydrate metabolic process. The record is from RefSeq and is a predicted model, not a curated record. Bases 1 to 1968 code for a protein of 655 amino acids. Gene Ontology annotation, molecular function: 1,3-beta-glucanosyltransferase activity; glucan endo-1,3-beta-D-glucosidase activity. The transcript has a single exon.